This is a messenger RNA of Aricia agestis (brown argus), 712 nucleotides long. RefSeq names its product protein takeout-like. The transcript is spliced from 5 exons. The coding region runs from base 1 to 711 and encodes 236 amino acids. Lineage: Eukaryota; Metazoa; Arthropoda; Insecta; Lepidoptera; Lycaenidae. The record is from RefSeq and is a predicted model, not a curated record.
AUGUAUACUAUUCUAGUGCUUUUCCUCUGCGGGAGAGUUGUCUACGGAGUCGGGAGUGUCGCUCCCUUCAUCCACCCCUGCGACCCUGCAGACCUGGCCUGCCUCAAGCGAUCAGCGCAGGCUGCUGUCCCCUACCUGGCGCGCGGUGUGCCCGAGCUGGGACUGUCCCCGCUAGACCCGGUCACUAUACCGCACAUGGAGACCAACGAGGCUGGCCUGCAGCUGACCUUCACGGAUACUGUGAUCAAGGGGUUGGGGAACUGCACCGUAAUGAGUUUGAGGCGGCUGGACAACCGGACGGCGAUCGACCUGAGGUGCUCAGUGACGCUGGUGGGGCGGUACAAGCUGAGCGGCACGCUGCUCAUCCUGCCCAUACGGGGCGACGGGAAAUACAAGAUUACGAUACGUAACAUAAUAGUGAAGACGCUGCUGGACAUCGAGCAGCAAGUGCGGGGGGGACGGCGCUACUGGCGCGUGACUGGCUGGAGCCACACCAGCGAGAUGCCCACCUUCGUCCGGUUCCGGUUCUACAACCUGUUCGGUGGUGAUGAGCGCCUGUCAAAGCAGAUUCACGCGUUCGCCAACAAGAGCUGGUACGAGAUAUUCCAGGAGGUGUCUCCCCCCGUCACCCGCGCCAUCGUCGCCCGCAUAGUCGAGGAGACCACUAAACUGUUUAAUGCUGUACCUCUGGACCAGCUCGCUAAAGAGUAGA